Messenger RNA from Trichoderma reesei QM6a, 2431 nucleotides. RefSeq lists its product as uncharacterized. The transcript has 2 exons. The coding region runs from base 315 to 2237 and encodes 640 amino acids. Lineage: Eukaryota; Fungi; Ascomycota; Sordariomycetes; Hypocreales; Hypocreaceae. Gene Ontology annotation, molecular function: nucleoside transmembrane transporter activity; symporter activity. Gene Ontology annotation, biological process: nucleoside transmembrane transport. The record is from RefSeq and is a predicted model, not a curated record. Gene Ontology annotation, cellular component: membrane.
AGGUUCAGCGUCCCUGCUAACCUGCUCUUGCUUCUUCCAACCCCUUUGCUUCCGCCCUCUCAGUCUGGUUGGCUGACCUUGGCUCAUUUGGUUCAACUCCAGAUCAGCUUCGUGUUGCUUCAACAGACCCUGAUAGCCUUGCUCAACCCAAGGCUACAGCACUUCGGCUUUGCGAAGCGUCUGACAGACGGACAAGCCAACCCGGGGGAGAAGAAGAGAAGGAAAGGUCGAGUCGACAACGACUUGACAAGUCUCUCGAGACAAACACAGGAGACGACAACCAGAGUCUAGACUGACAAAAAUCGCCAUACGCAAUGGCUGACUCUGCCCCCCAGCAGAAUGCCGUCGACGGCAUUCACCACAACCCGGAUCCGGCCCUGGAGCCCGCGCACCAGCACCAGCACCACCACAAGCACCACUCGUCCCGUGUCGACGCCGCUGGCCACGACGAUGCCGUCUACACCAAGGGCGUCAACCUGGACCCGGACCUGGUGCCGGUGCAGGACCACACCCACGACGAGAAGCACCACAUCCCCACGCCCGAGUACAGCGACCACGAAAAGAUUGGCCAGACGGACAUUGUGCGCACCGGCAUCGACUCGGACGAGGCCGACUCGCAGCGCCGCUGGCGCUUUGGCAUUGCCUACCGCCACUACCGCGCCUUUGUCCACAUCUUCAUCUUCCUGCUCUUCACCGGCUGGUGGAUUGCGUCGCUGAUCCUGCACCGCAACGACAAGAACUGGGUCGUGCCCUUCCUGCUGUGGCUGGCCAUCACCAUCCGCCUCUUCUUCUUCCAUGUGCCCAUCCGCUACGUCUCUAACGCCAUCAAGUGGGUGUGGCAGCGCACCGCCCUCGUCAUCUAUGCUCGCAUCCCUCCCAAGGCGCGCACGCCUGCCGGUGCCGCCGUGGCCCUUGCAACUGUCCUGGUCGGCUCCUUUGCCUCUGAGGAGAGCGCCGACAACACGCGCGAGAACCGAGCCGUCAGUCUGUUCGGCAUGCUUGUCAUUCUCUUUGGCUUCUGGAUCACCAGCAACAACCGCAAGCAUGUCAACUGGCGCACCGUCAUUGGCGGCAUGCUGGGCCAGUACAUCAUUGGUCUCUUUGUCCUGCGCACCGGUGUUGGUUACGACAUCUUUAAGUUCAUUGCGGACCGCGCCGGCGACUUGCUCGGCUUUGCCCACGAUGGUGUUGCCUUCCUGACUACCGCUGAUGUGGCCGCGCUCCCCUGGUUCUUCUUUGGCGUCAUCCCCGCCAUCAUCUUCUUCAUCUCUCUCGUGCAGGUCCUGUACUACAUUGGCUUCAUCCAGUGGUUCAUCAAGAAGGUGGCCACUUUUGUCUUCUGGGCGCUCAACGCCUCCGGUGCCGAGGCUGUCGUCGCUGCCGCCACGCCCUUCAUCGGCCAGGGCGAGUCUGCCAUGCUGGUCCGCCCCUUCGUCCCUCACAUGACCAAUGCCGAGCUUCACCAGGUCCUGACCUGCGGCUUCGCCACCAUCUCGGGUUCCGUCCUGGUCGGCUACAUUGGUCUCGGUCUCAAUGCCGAGGCUCUGGUGUCGUCUUGCAUCAUGUCCAUCCCCGCCUCGUUGGCCAUCUCCAAGCUUCGCUACCCCGAGACGGAGGAGACGCUCACCGCCGGCCGCGUUGUCAUCCCCGACGACGAUGAGCACAAGGCUGAGAACGCCCUGCACGCCUUCGCCAAUGGCGCCUGGCUCGGCAUCAAGAUUGGCGGCACCAUCAUCGCCUCGCUGCUCUGCAUUCUCGGUGCCGUCGGUCUCAUCAACGGCCUCCUUACCUGGUGGGGCCACUACAUCAACAUCAACCACCCUACGCUCACUCUCCAGACCAUCCUGUCUUACGUCUUCUACCCGGUUGCCUUUUUGCUCGGUGUUCCCCGCAACGGCGAUCUCCUCCGGGUUGCCAAGCUCAUUGCCGAGAAGGUCAUCACCAACGAGUACAAUGCCUUCAACGCCAUGGCCACCGACCCCUACUACGAGGACAUGUCUCCGCGCUCCCAGCUCAUUGCUACCUAUGCCCUUUGCGGUUUCGGCAACAUUGGCUCUCUGGGUAUCCAGAUUGGUAUCCUCAGCCAGCUGGCCCCUUCGCGUGGCGGUGACGUUUCUCGACUGGCCCUCUCUGCGCUCAUUUCUGGCGUUUUCUCGACGCUGACCUCGGCCUCUGUCGCUGGUCUGGUCGUCACUACCCAGCUCUCCCACUUCACCCGACCUCCUGCGUCUGGUUAGAGUAUUCUUUUUUUUCUCUCUUGUGCGAGCAGUGUUGAUGAUUUGUUCCAUGUUCGGGACGACAUCGUGUGAGUUUUGAAUGAGCAAUUAGCAGAGGAUGAAGAACUCGAGGAAGUGGAAAAGAAGAUACCCCGCCACGAUCUGAGCUCGGAUGUGAGCGGUCAACUUAAGGAGCAUCUUUAAUCGCCGUGAUG